Molecule: messenger RNA, 1909 nt
Organism: Dioscorea cayenensis subsp. rotundata (Guinea yam)
Lineage: Eukaryota; Viridiplantae; Streptophyta; Magnoliopsida; Dioscoreales; Dioscoreaceae
Exons: 1
Coding region: 345-1718 (457 amino acids)
Molecular function (GO): protein binding
Source: RefSeq, a predicted model, not a curated record
CCAUUCCCUCCCACCUGUCUGCCAAAUGCUCUUCCACACGUCAUCUGAUCCCAACCUUGCCCGCCAAAUCCAACGGCUGAACAUUAAUAAUAGACAGGUGUCGCACAUCGACCACAGUUGCAAACAAGCUCGUUAACGGGCCCUUUAUAUUUGGUUUUAAGUAGGACCCAUCACGCCCGCACUCUCCGCGUCCAUUGUGAUAAAGUGAACCAUCUCUUCUCUUCUCGGACCCUCUCGCGGAGGUUGUUAUCACCGAAUCCGGCUUCCGAUAUCUUCUUCUUCUUCGAAGCAAGCAAGCAACCAACCCUAGAAAAAAACCCUAACCCUAACCCUAACCUUAAUCCAUGGAGACCAACUACUCCUUCUCCUCCUUCCCUGAUUCGGUUGACUCCUCCCCGCGAUCCCGCGAGAUCGACAACGACAACACCGCUUCCUGGGAUGACACCGUGCCAAACUCCGCCGCCGCAUCGCAGCGGGUGAAGCUCAUGGUCAGCUUUGGCGGCCGCAUUCAGCCUCGCCCCCACGAUAACCAGCUUUCCUACGUUGGCGGUGACACCAAGAUCCUCGUUGUUGAUCGAUCUUCCCGCCUUCCAGCUGUCCUUGCCCGCCUUUCUUCCAUCUCCGGUGCUGAUGAUCUAUGCCUCAAGUACCAGCUCCCCGGCGAGGAUCUCGAUGCGCUCGUCUCCGUCACCAACGAUGAGGACCUCGAGCACAUGAUGCUCGAGUAUGAUCGUCUCUGUCGCUCCGUGGUUCCCGGCUCCAAGGCCGCUCCCAGACUCCGCCUCUUCGUCUUCCCAGUCGUCUCCCCUCAUCCACCGCCAGCCCCGGCCGAUUCCAAGUCCAAUCGCCAAUGGUUCGUCGACGCUCUCAACAACGUCGCGGCCCCACCCCCGCCUCCGGUCACUGCCCUAACUCCGCCUACGGAGGGCCCCGACUACCUCUUCGGUCUUGAGAAGGGAUUAACGCCUGCCCCUGCCGUCAAGACUCAGGAUCCAUCUCCAGUCUUCGUGACGCCGGAACCACUCCCCGUCGAAGCCCCUCUCUCCCGAUCCGAUCUCCCCAAGGAUGAUCGUCCUAUCGCGGUUGAAUCCGGGCUGAAUAUCCAGCACCAGAUCCAGGCACUACAGAAGCUCCAGAUCGCCGAGAAUCAGGACCAGGCCCAGUUCCAGCGCAUGCCGAGCGACGAAACCCUAACUAGGGUUUACCCCGCGGAUUACUACCUCCCACCAAGAGUCCAAGAAAAGGCUCCACCUGUUACCGCCCAGAUCCCGGCCACCGCCCAGAUUCCGGUCACCGCGGCCACGUACUGGCCGGACCAGCGCAACUUGGCGGCGGGAGGGAGGUACACCUCUGUUGCCACUGGUGACCGCCCCAUGUAUUUCAUCCCCGCGGCCGCAGGCAUGUUUCCGCCGCACGGCGCCGCGAUCCAACCCCAGGCUGGGCAGGGAUACUACGCGGCGGCCAUGCCAAAGGUGGUUGUUUCAGCGCCGGAUGUUUACCGUGAAACUUCUCAGAUGUACGCAGGGACCGCUCCGUACGCCGACGGUGCCGGCGGCGUGGUGAGGACGCAAGGCGUGGAAACUGCGUUCCCUGCUCCUGGCCAGGUGGCGUACGAUAGCACGGGGCGAGCGGUUUAUUUCGCUGGCGCGGUCCCCUCUUAUCCGACGGCCACGAUCAACUCUGAAGGGAAGAUCGUGAAGCCAUCUCAAGUGUCCUGAUCCCGAGACCUUCUCCGAAGCUUCUUCUUUUUUUUUUAAAAAAAAAAAAUUUCUAAUGUUUUGUUCACAUGCCAAUCUUUUCCAAUCUCCGUGUUGUUGGCUUCUAUCCUGCUUUCUUGUUCUUGAUGUGCCUUUUGACAAAUAUUACUGUUUGUUGAUGUAAAUAGAAAUAUGAAUGCUUGGUUUACUCA